Messenger RNA from Kockovaella imperatae, 1821 nucleotides. RefSeq lists its product as hypothetical. The record is from RefSeq and is a predicted model, not a curated record. Lineage: Eukaryota; Fungi; Basidiomycota; Tremellomycetes; Tremellales; Cuniculitremaceae. The coding region runs from base 17 to 1399 and encodes 460 amino acids. The transcript has 4 exons.
CUAUAUAUAUAUUCUAAUGUUUGCUGCAUCUUCCUCGACCUCUACUUCAUCUGCCUCAGACUCGCGUCGAUCUGAAAGCGUCCUUGAGGAGCUGAGACGGCUUGGCUGGACCUGGACGGUUGACAAGGACAAAGUCUCCAACUUCAAGCAUCCCGACGUCCAGUGCACCCACAAGGGCGAGACCGUCUUUCAAGACGUGCCUGUGAUACACUCUCUGGAUCAAGGGGGCGGUAUCUCGACCUCUUCCUGCUCUCGUCACUCCAAGUCAAAGACAGCUUGUGCAUCCAGUCAUCUUGAUGUCAGAUUGUUCCCGGAUGCAGACGGCAGGUUGAUCCGGCGACCCCUACAGGAUAGUGAUUUUCCGGAUGGUAAAUGGUCUAGAGAUGCUAGUGGGAGGAGGAACAAAAAGGCUGCCCGCGAGUCUAAAAGGACACGGGGUCCAGAAGUGGAGAAAGCGGACCGCAAAAGGGUCAAGCUUGAAGCAUCGCGAGGAAUCGCAGGGAAGAGCCAUGAUUCGCAUGAGGUCACUGAUCCUGCCGAGGAUGGCUCAACUUCGCGAUCAGCCCACGCUCGGACGAUAAUUCUUCCCAGAUUGUCCGACGAUCGAACAAGAUUGGGCCCUUCGGAUGACUCCUUCGGCAAGCCCGCCUCUCCAUCCUCGAUGGAAUCCUCAAGACUGGCGUCUGACGUCGAUGGUGAUGCGCCACCUUCCUCCACGGUGCACAGACGACUCUCUCCCGCUGAAAUCGCCUCAUCCCUUCCGAGCUCAGCCAUAUCACGAGAGGUCUCAGCUACAAGAGAACGUUCUGUCAGUUCGGAGAAAUCAAGUCAUCAUGCUCCAGGUCGACAGGAAUUUGUAGCCUCACUCAGCAUUCCGGAUACCUCUACCGAGACUUCGGCCCCCCACUCGAUCACACCGAUAGCCGCGGCGUCCUCGUCAGCAUCAUCCAUGAAGCGACCGGACGAGGACCCAGCUCCAGCUUCAGCUUCUGGUCCGCCGUCUCCGUCACCUGAGACACCUGCGAAUGAUGAGCCACCUCCUCAAGCAAGCAGCUCGAGGUUGAUGGCCGAACGCAGUCCAGCGACAUCACGUCCAUCGCACUCGAGAGCUGUCAGCACGUCGCUCAACGAGGGGAGUACCAGCGACAAAGGGCCUGCCACCGGCAGUCUGCCCGAGGCUCCCGGUGUGUCGAAUCAUUCCACCGCUUCAGCAGAUCUCAAUCCGGAAAAUCAUGGUCUUUCCUCAGAACAGAUCGAGAACAACUAUCCCCCUGAGGAAGAUCCAUACUUGGAGCUGGAAUGGUAUAGGUUGAAGUUCCCAAAAUUGAUGAGGCGGCUUGAUUGGCUGAGUCAAGAAGUCGUGCGGUUGAGAAGGCUCCAAGCGGAAAACCAAUCAUAGUCACCUCGGUCCUCGACGGUGUCAUUGCGGACUCUCGUCGUUUCCCGGAAGAAGCUUAGCGCCUGCUCUCCUCCAGUCAUCAAUUUGGCUGGUAAAAGAUCUCGGCUACCUGGCCGCUGGUCCAUUCCCCUGCUUCGAACCGCAUAGUCUCUCGUGUUACGUCGAGUCACCCCUGGGUAAGCGGACUCUGAGGAAGUCUCCGAUUCACGACAGUCUCGUCACCCAUCGCCGACAAACGCCUUGCUCUGGUUAGUCGAAUACCAACUUGCAAGCCGUCGGAAUAGGCUUUGGUCCUUCGGCACCUUGGCCGUGUCAGCAAAUGGGUCGAAAACAUCGUUGGUCACCUUGUUGUCCGCUGCACUUGGUCAAGUUCCGAGCUCGAAUGAAUCGUGAAUGAGUCAUGCAUGAUUAUAAACAUGGAC